Messenger RNA from Phytophthora megakarya, 2136 nucleotides. The record is from the annotation of a GenBank genome assembly. Lineage: Eukaryota; Oomycota; Peronosporomycetes; Peronosporales; Peronosporaceae.
AUGAACGGCAAACAGGAAGUAGAAUUGCGAAUUGGUGGGUACGCGGAUGAUACGGCUAUUUAUCUCGACUCUCCCAAACGGAUCACUGCUCUCCUAGAAAUGACGGCUAAAUUCAGUGCGGCCAGUGGACUCCAGGUCAACGCGAGUAAGACCGUGGUAGUCGCACUACACUUCAAGGGACCUACAUCAAACAUAAAAUUACCAAGUGGACUUCGCUUUCAAGAAAUCAGUGCUUUUAGUCGGUACCUGGGAGCGCAUGUCGGUAGUCGGGAUGCCACAGAAUACUCUUGGGGGAAGGCGAUUCGGCAAAUGGAGGCUCGUCUCCGCAUUGCAUCGGUUAAAAUGUUGACGGAGGAGCAACGUGGUGUCCUAGCGGCAGCAAUCAUUAUUCCAAAGAUAACAUACGUAGCACGACAUGCAUGGCCACCACUCAAGUGGCUCAAAACCUUACAAAAAUGCAUCCACAAUUUCGUGUGGUUUGGCAUAUUUGCAAGAGAAGUCACUCAUGGUAGAGCUUGGAUAGCAACCGGCAUUGCUGCUCUUCCUCGAAGAGAAGGUGGCCUAGGGAUUCCGAGUGUACGAGCAGAAUGUAUGGCGAUGGCGGCUUCGGAAAUAACGAGAUGGGCGUCAUGCAACAGCGACACCAUACGAAUCGUGGGUGACAUACUGCACGGGGCACACACGGUCGAGAUCCAACGUGAACAAUUCAUUACUAUUGGAUACCACCCGGCGCUACUACACGGAAGGAAAUUCCCCUCUUCCAACUGGCAAGCAGGGCAAGAAAUGAUCAACAUGGCUGGACAGGAUGAUCUCAACAUGCCGUUCGCAGAAUUGACGAGGAAAACAUUUAGCGUGAUAACAGACCUUCUGCCUGACGUCUCAGAAUGGGCCGAUGGUACGUGCACCAUUGCAACUGGAGCACUGAAAGGCACAGGAACGAUUGGUAUGCGUCAAUGGACGCAAAAGAACCGAGGUGUCUUUUGCGUGGAGUGGUUGCCUAGGAUGGCGGUCAAAUACCUUAUGCUUUUUGAUGAGACUGGAUCUCGUGUAACCCCUGAAAUUUGCAACUCCAUGAUGGUCCAGGCCCAGACGACGGUGGGAGAAUUAAUGCGGUGGGCACAUAUAAGCGCAACGGACGUGGCAUUCCAAUUGCUAAAGCAUGGCUCCCCAAUCCAACGCCCCUCCUCAAUCCGACUCGCCCACAUGACACAACUCAUCGGCCUGCUACUCCUCAAUUUCCCAGAAAUGGUAUAUCAAACUCCUUACCCUGAGGAGGUACGAUUGGUCACCACCAGUGUUGACCACCCUUAUGUACUGCAACUACCCGAUGACAACCAACGACGUGCAGUACUUAUUACUGUUGGCAAACAAGCUACAACAGAAUUCAACAUUACUGGGGGCCAAAAACUUCUAGCUGAUGUGCAAGCUGCAAUUUCACCUGAGCAUGUGGUAAAAGAUUUUCAUCUUCACCCUAGGCUAGAUCGCCUAGCAUGUUUAGGGGCAGGCAAACGAAGGUGGGCCCGUUCCUGUGCUCAAUUCAAAAAGAUCUACACUGCACACAGCAGGGAGACUGGUAAAUUGCAGUUAGUCAAAAGAACUGAAAGACGGAGAUCGGAUGACCCGUUGAUUCAUUCAGCGCUGGAGUCUGUGUCAUGGCAGGAGAUUAGAAGAUGGAUCGGAGCGGAUGCCUGGGGAGAGCGGUUAUUAUAUCGCAUUAAAACGGGAAGCCUCACAUGCUUUGAUCGGAUGCAGAACAGAACCGGGUGUCCUCACUCGGAAUGUGUAGGCCGAGAUGACAUCACUUUAUCCCACAUUUUUUGGGAAUGUCCGGCAGCGACAUCGAUAUGGACCACAUUUAUUUACCAAUGGGCCAGUCUAGGGUAUCCGGCAGCAAUGCAAACCCCAGAUACGUGCUUCACGUUCAAAUUUGGAAUGGUUCCUCGUGCAAUAUUAGAUCGCCAUGCAAAAGAGAACUUCUGGGUGCCUCAGAUUGAGCGAGACGCGGUCGGACUUCAAUUACACAGAGCCGCGGCGGAUUGCUGGAAACUUGGAGUCCUCUGGGUUCUACGGAUCAUUUGGAAAUGGAGGACCGAACAUUAUGCAGUGAACAAGGUGCUGACGGCGAAGAAAUUCUAA